Molecule: messenger RNA, 1782 nt
Organism: Miniopterus natalensis
Lineage: Eukaryota; Metazoa; Chordata; Mammalia; Chiroptera; Miniopteridae
Gene: TSEN34
Product: tRNA splicing endonuclease subunit 34
Biological process (GO): tRNA splicing, via endonucleolytic cleavage and ligation; tRNA-type intron splice site recognition and cleavage
Cellular component (GO): tRNA-intron endonuclease complex
Molecular function (GO): nucleic acid binding; tRNA-intron lyase activity
Source: RefSeq, a predicted model, not a curated record
GAGUAGGGGGCCGCACGGUGGGCGCCCUGCCCCGCGGGCCGCGCCAGAACUCGCGCCUGGGCCUCCCGCUGCUGCUGAUGCCCGAGGAGGCGCGGCUCCUGGCCGAGAUCGGCGCCGUGACCCUGGUCAGCGCCCCGCGCCCGGAUCCCCGCCAACACAGCCUGGCUCUGGCAUCCUUCAAGCGCCAGCAAGAGCAAGGCUUCCAGGAGCAAAGCGCCCUGGCCGCUGAGGCCCGAGAGACCCGUCGUCAGGAGCUCCUAGAGAAGAUUGCAGAGGGCCAGGCUGCCAAGAAGCAGAAGCUGGAACAGGAUUCAGGGACCAGCGAGAGCCAAGAGGCCAUUGAGAACCAAGCAGCUGGAGAGAAUGAGGCCAGUGCUAACCAGGCUUCUGGAGAGCAGGAGGAAGCAGAUUCCUCCUCUUCCCAACCAGGGCCUUCAGAUGGGGUGGCCCCCUUGCCGAGGUCUGCUCUGCUGGUCCAGCUAGCCACUGCUAGGCCUCGACCCAUCAAGGCUAGGCCCCUGGACUGGCGUGUCCAGUCCAAGGACUGGCCCCAUGCUGGCCGUCCAGCCCAUGAGCUGCGCUACAGCAUCUACAGAGACCUGUGGGAGCGAGGUUUCUUCCUCAGUGCUGCUGGCAAGUUCGGGGGUGACUUCCUGGUCUAUCCUGGUGACCCGCUCCGUUUCCAUGCCCACUACAUUGCCCAGUGCUGGGCUCCUGGGGAUCCCAUCCCACUCCAGGACCUGGUUUCUGCUGGCCGCCUUGGAACCAGUGUCAGAAAAACACUGCUCCUCUGUUCCCCACAGCCUGAUGGUAAAGUGGUCUACACCUCCCUGCAGUGGGCCAGCCUGCAGUGAACUUCAGAGACUUACGGGGGUGUGGCUACGUCUGUGGCAAGAACCUUUCUAGAUAGUCCCAAGUUCAUCUCUGCGUGGGAGGCUAGAACACCUUCCUACCUCUCCCUACGGUUAGUUUUUGAUUCCAGGUUUAUAAACACUACAUCCUUAUAUCCCUUCCUGUUUCAAAGCACUUAUUGGCCGUGUUGUUUUUGUAGUUAACUACUUCCAAACUGUGAGCUUCUUGAGAGUGAGGACUGGGGUUGAUUCAUCUCUAUUUUCUACAGGGCUUAGGUCUCAAUAAACUUGUUGAAUAAAUAUGGAGUUUGUGAUUUGAAUCCUUAGGACAGUCCUGGGAAGUGUGGCCAUUUGCAUCUGCUUUUACAGAUGAGGAAAAGUCUGGAGGAGGGGAAAUGACUUGCCCAAGUUCACACAGCUAGUAAGUAGCAGGGCUGGGAUUUAAAACCUGGUCUUUCUGACUCUGAACAAAGCCUGAGCUAUUCCCACUGUGCUAAACUUCCUUUUGAAAAGAUUUUAAUGGAACAUUUCAGAUACAUUUGUAAAUAAAAAUAAAGCAUGAAGAGAAGAAGGGGCUGAGUGUUGCUGCUUGGAGUGGGGAGGGUAAUGUCAGAAAGCACUUGGGCCUCUGGAAACUGGUGGGGUAGUUUUUCUUGGCCCGACAGGUAUUUAUUAAGUGUUUGAGAAUUAUUUUUUGUACCUUACAUUUAUAUUCUAGAUCCUUUUUUUAUAUGUAUGUCAUAUUUCACAAUUUUUUACAAAAGCUGAAACACAUAGGUAUAAAAUAUGUGUCUGCCUUUCUGCUUAAAUUACUGUUAUCAGUACUGACUUCCAAUAUUUAUACAUAUAUUGAAAUAAUGUGUAGUCUUGUUUUAUCACAUAUAUCUUAUGACUGUAAUACACUCACGCAGUAAAAAUUCUGGGCCUGAAA